UGUCCACGCCUGUUAAGUGAGUAACGUUGAUGGCGUCGGAUAUGCGUGGAUAGUUCACCGGCGUAUAUUGCGUUCCACUUGACACUUUAAAGCCAUCGCCAUGGGAAAAGGAUACAACAAUUACAUGUGCAAGAAACCGUUUCACCCUGCGUCACGGGACAACAUCAAAAGGGCAUGGAUGGCAGAGCAAAGGACGGAAAACGAAAAAAGAAAGCAGGAAGAGCUGAAGUUGCAGUAUGAGAAAGAACAGGACCUUUAUAACAACAGGUCUAUGGUCAGUAAGGAAAGCAAGGAAAAACUGUCACUGAAUUUUAUGUAUGAAGCCCCACCAGGUGUCAAAAGAGAGCACCAGAAGGAAGAUGAUGAACCUGAAUUCAAGUUCGAGUGGCAGCGCAAGUACAAUGCACCACGAGAAGACUUCGCCAAGGACAACAAGGAGAUUCGUGAUCAGCCGUUCGGCAUCCCUGUGCGCAAUGUUCGUUGUAUCAAGUGCCACAACUGGGGCCACAUCAACACCGAUCGGGAGUGCCCUAUGUUCAACCAGGCUUCUACGUCUUCAGGUGGUGUAAGCAUGGACCCUUUGGAAUUGAUGAAACAAAUGAGGGAUGAUGGACUCCAACUGAAGGCCAACGCUUUGGGACACCGCUUCAAUGCGAACCAGGCAAAUCAGCUGCUUGUCCCAAGUGAUGACGAAGAUGCUGAUGACCUGGAGGUGGCAUUUUUGAAGUCUCUGAGCACCAAGCAAAAGAAAAAACUCCUGCUGAAACUAAACAAGAUGGCCAAGAAACAGGACCCAAAGGCUGAGAAGAAGAAACGGAGCAAGGACAAGAAGAAGUCCAAGAAGAGGAAGCACAAGCACAGUGGCAAAAAGGGAAGUUCCAGUAGUGAGAGCUCCGACUCUGAUGUGGCUAAGCGAAGAAAAGAUCGCAAACGGAAGAAGCACGGUGGAAGCAGUAAGAAAAAGACAUCCAAAAAGGGCUCCAGCCAUGACAGCAGUGGAUCAAGCAGCAGCUCGGAUGAGUCGAGCACUUCAAGUGACUCUAGCAGUCGCUCAUCCUCUUCGGACGGCAGCGACGACCAGCGCUCACGCAAACGCCGGGCCUCCGAGGAACCCAGCACAGCCACAACCGACAUCUCAUCCUCCAAAAAGGCCAAGCACAGCCGCAAGAAGAAGGAGUCCAAACGACACCGACACAGCAAGAAAGCCUCUGGCUCGAGCGACAGCGAGGACAGUUCCACGGGGGACAAGCACCACAAGAAGAGGAAGAAGCACAAGUCCAAGGACAAGAAGCAGCACAAGGGAAAGGCUCCAAGUAAAGAGAAGAUGACUAAGAGUGCCACCAGCAGCCUUGUGGAGGAGCUGAAGGAUUUACUCCCCAAGACUGGUGGCCCAGGAUCACUGUUUGAUGAAGGCAAAGGACAGAAGCCUGCAGGGCUGCUUUUCAGUGACCCCAUGAAAGACCUGCUGCCAAAGCCGGCUUCAUCUUUCUUGAAUGAUGCCUUGGAGGAAGCCAUUUCCAAGAAAGACCGGUCUUCCUCACACCACUUAGCUGACUCCUUCGGGGAGAUGUCAUCAAAGAAUGGCCCUUCACUGUUUAGCGAAUCAUUGAGUGACUUUUCAAAGUCAAGAGACACUUCGGCACUGUUUGAGGAGUCUUUGAAUGACAUACCAAGGCUUGUGGCUGAGCCUCCAAUGGACAUGCCUGCUUCCAAGCCUAUGUUCAAGGACACUUUCAAAGAGCUCGUCCCUAAGGCCAGUGGUGGAGCCACCUCCAGCGUCUCAAUAUUUAGUGGAGACCUUGAAGAGCUGCUGCCCAAAGCGCAUGACUCCUCUGACGAAGAGUUGCGAAAGCCACCAUCGCCUUCCAGGGCAGUCACCAAAAAUGAACUAGGCAAGCCACAGAAGGUGAUCGAUUUUGAUUUCGACUUGGAGGGACUUGACGAUGAGCACGGCUUUGGUGGCAGCACUAAGAGUGGCCCCAAAGCGACUGCUGGCAGCAGUAGUCAGCUGAUCCACUUUGACAUUGACUUCGAGAACCUUGAUGCAAGCAGCACUGGACCCAGCACUGCCAAGGAGAAGUACUCGCCAUCGUCUCCAACCUCAGCUGUGAAGAAGGAUGGUGGCUCAGACCCUGAGCCCGACAAGCUGGGUUCUCUGCUGAGGAAUCCAUCUCCACCGCCACCUCGCAGGAACAGCACCUCCAAGUCGAGCCCGGACCAGUAGCUGUGCAUGUGUUUCUUUUUAUGAAAAGAGAAACCUGUGCUGUAUAGACACAUGUUUUUUAUUGUGGUGCGGCCUGGAGAUCACUGUCGUCUUAUUGCCAUCCUCUCCCGUGCCCUGGUUGUUAAUUGCAUUGUUGCAUACGUAAUGGAUUGCAUGCCAGCACUUUAUGCAUCUAUGUACGUUUUAAGGAUGAGAGAUACAGGGGUGAGGUGAUGCAGUCUGUUCAUUUUUAUUGUAUUGCACAAAGCAAUUUGUGUACAGGUGGAACCAAAGGUAAAUGGAACAUGGUUCUGAGUUCCAAGUGCGCAAGUUUGCAUCAUUGCAAAGUUUACAAGGCUUAGCAGUGCCGAAGCAGGAGUAUUUUAUGCCUUUUAAUGUUUGUUGGGGAAGCAUUAGUGCAGUUGACACGGUGCCUUGUUCCGUUUAAUUGUGGUUCCACUUUUACAUGCCAUCUUCACGGCAGUGCACAGCCUGUAGUACAGUGCUUGUCAUCAAAUGCACAUGCAUCGAUACUGUGUAGACAAGCAUCAGGUGUUUCCAGACACUUUCCGCUCGUCUGUAUUAAUCAGUGCAGACAUGCAUUUGUGUAGUGGAACAUAGGUGUGCGAGGCUUGUAUUGUUGGGUGAAGUUGAGAAUGACUGCAGCGCUGUGAAGAUUGUCGCCAUAUUUGCUCAUCAUAAGUCACUAGCAGGAACUUUUCUGUAUUUGUCUGAAGGUAAUCACUCUUCAAGUUCAGGCUGGUGUUAAAACAUACAAAACAUAAUGUAAAGAAACAGUGGUACAAAAUUUGUGUGAACAUCUUCACUGUAGCUAGUCCCACCACACUACGAACCCAGAAGUUCCAAUUUUAACUUGUACAGUGCGAGCCCCUGCACCUUAACUUAAUUACCACAUUGCCUCUCAGUUUGGAAAUUUGCAUGCUUCUUGUACAGCAAACCCAACAUAAACAUUGCUUCUACCCCCCAUGCUGUCGUCUUAAUAAUGCGGUGGUGCAGUUGAUGAUUACUUUAAGUCCUUAUGUGUAUUUCAGCCUUCAGGUGCUGUAUGUUGCCUAAAACAUGACUAAAGCUUACCUCUCACCAGUACAUGUUGGCCUAAUUUUCCUCUUAUUGCACACAGCCAGUGUGUAUGACACUGGCCAUAUUUUCUCAUCUAAUUGUCUCGAUGAAUAUUCGUCUUUGCUGGCUUUUUCUCUUCUACUUUGCAUUAAAUUGAUUUGUCUUGCCAGAUCUCGUGUAUGUAGUGACAGCUUAUGCUAAUGCCCAAUCUAAAUAGGACAAUGUCCCUCUGUGUCUAGUAUUCUGUAGAGAAAGCAUGUGAAAAAAAAACUUUUUGCUGUUGUCCUGAAAAAAGUAAUAAAGACAGUGGGUGAUCCCCGAAAAUGCA
Dermacentor silvarum is the source of this 3611-nucleotide messenger RNA. RefSeq names its product corepressor interacting with RBPJ 1. NCBI's taxonomy places the organism in Eukaryota, Metazoa, Arthropoda, Arachnida, Ixodida, Ixodidae. Gene Ontology annotation, molecular function: transcription corepressor activity. Gene Ontology annotation, cellular component: nucleus. The record is from RefSeq and is a predicted model, not a curated record. Gene Ontology annotation, biological process: negative regulation of DNA-templated transcription. The transcript is spliced from 9 exons. Bases 101 to 2224 code for a protein of 707 amino acids.